AUGGCAGCUCAAGAAGAAUUCAUCAGAACGCAAAUCUUCGGCACGGUUUUCGAAAUUACCAACCGGUAUAAUGACCUGAACCCGGUGGGUAUGGGUGCAUUUGGUCUCGUGUGCUCUGCUACGGACACUUACACCAGUCAGCCGGUUGCCAUCAAAAAAAUCAUGAAGCCGUUUUCGACUGCAGUUCUGGCUAAAAGAACGUACCGUGAGCUGAAAUUACUCAAGCAUCUCAGACACGAAAAUCUCAUUUGUCUGGAAGACAUCUUUUUAUCACCUUUGGAAGAUAUUUAUUUCGUCACUGAAUUACAAGGCACAGAUUUACACAGACUUUUGCAAACUCGUCCAUUGGAGAAGCAAUUUGUGCAAUACUUUCUAUACCAGAUCCUAAGAGGUCUCAAAUAUGUGCAUUCAGCUGGCGUUAUCCAUAGAGAUUUGAAACCCAGUAACAUUUUGAUAAACGAAAACUGUGACCUAAAGAUCUGUGAUUUUGGUUUGGCUAGAAUCCAGGACCCACAAAUGACUGGGUAUGUGUCUACCCGGUACUAUCGUGCCCCAGAAAUCAUGCUAACGUGGCAAAAAUAUAACGUGGAAGUCGACAUCUGGUCUGCCGGUUGUAUUUUCGCAGAGAUGAUAGAAGGAAAACCGCUUUUCCCCGGUAAGGAUCAUGUACACCAAUUUUCCAUCAUAACCGAUCUAUUGGGGUCACCUCCAGAAGACGUCAUAAACACCAUUUGUUCUGUUAACACCCUCAAAUUUGUUACCUCUUUGCCACACAGAGAUCCCGUUUCCUUCUCAGAUCGUUUCAAAAAUGUUGAACCGGAUGCCGUUGACUUAUUGGAGAAAAUGCUAGUCUUUGAUCCUAACAAGAGAAUAACAGCAGCCGAUGCUCUAACACACCCAUACUUGGCGCCUUAUCAUGAUCCAUCAGACGAACCAGAAGCCGAAGCGAUCUUUGACUGGCAUUUCAAUGACGCGGACCUACCUGUGGAUACCUGGAGGGUGAUGAUGUACUCUGAAAUAUUAGAUUUCCAUCAAAUUGGUGACAACCAAAUAGAUCCAAACGCUACUUUUGACGAUCAAGUUGCUGCCGCCACAGCCGCAGCACAGGCAGCGCAAGCGGCGCAACAUCAGCCGGAUUUAUCACAAUCACACACUGAUGGCCCUUCAGAUGUACCACAAAAGUCUACACAGCGUUCAUCCGACAGCCAUCAUCAGGAGAUUGCUGACACGCGCCAAAGCGAGACCUUGAACUCAUAUGGUAAUCAAGCAGCUCAAUACGCAUCUGAAUUUCAGUAG
Lachancea lanzarotensis is the source of this 1296-nucleotide messenger RNA. It is a transcript of the gene HOG1, whose product is annotated as LALA0S07e05336g1_1. Gene Ontology annotation, molecular function: ATP binding; MAP kinase activity. Lineage: Eukaryota; Fungi; Ascomycota; Saccharomycetes; Saccharomycetales; Saccharomycetaceae. The transcript has a single exon. The record is from RefSeq and is a predicted model, not a curated record. Gene Ontology annotation, cellular component: cytoplasm; nucleus. Gene Ontology annotation, biological process: protein phosphorylation; cellular response to oxidative stress; osmosensory signaling pathway. Bases 1 to 1296 code for a protein of 431 amino acids.